This is a messenger RNA of Didymosphaeria variabile, 1692 nucleotides long. RefSeq names its product 3',5'-cyclic-nucleotide phosphodiesterase (PDEase) (3':5'-CNP) (gene CNA1). The record is from RefSeq and is a predicted model, not a curated record. Gene Ontology annotation, molecular function: calmodulin-dependent protein phosphatase activity; calmodulin binding. The transcript has 7 exons. Gene Ontology annotation, cellular component: cytoplasm; calcineurin complex. Lineage: Eukaryota; Fungi; Ascomycota; Dothideomycetes; Pleosporales; Didymosphaeriaceae. Gene Ontology annotation, biological process: fungal-type cell wall organization; calcineurin-mediated signaling. Bases 1 to 1692 code for a protein of 563 amino acids.
AUGGAGAAUAAUCAGCAAGGCGACAUCGACCAGGCCAAGUACCUCGACAACGCCAUCCGCGCCGUCAAGGAGAAGAAGCCGCUCCCUGAGAUUGACUUCACCCUGCACACUAUGGAAGAUGGCACCCAAGUGAGCACCAUGGAGCGAGUUUGCAAAGACGUUCAGGCGCCCGCUUUCCACCCGCCCACGCAAGAUCAAUUCCUGUCGCCACAAGAUCGCACGAAACCCAAUUUACAAUUUUUGAAGCAACACUUCUACCGCGAAGGUCGCUUGACUGAAGAGCAGGCGCUAUGGAUUAUACGGAAAGGCACCGAGGUGCUGAAGUCGGAACCCAACUUGCUGGAGAUGGACGCGCCCAUAACCGUGUGCGGUGAUGUGCACGGGCAGUACUACGACCUCAUGAAGCUCUUCGAAGUUGGUGGUGAUCCCGCGGAAACACGCUACUUGUUCCUGGGUGACUACGUUGAUCGCGGAUAUUUCAGUAUAGAGUGCGUUCUGUACCUCUGGUCAUUGAAGAUCUGGUACCCGAAUACGCUUUGGCUGCUUCGAGGAAACCACGAGUGUCGUCAUUUGACCGAUUACUUCACUUUCAAGCUGGAGUGCAAGCACAAGUACUCCGAGGCUGUGUAUGAAGCGUGCAUGGAGUCGUUCUGCGCAUUACCUCUUGCGGCCGUAAUGAACAAACAGUUCUUAUGCAUACACGGUGGAUUGAGCCCGGAGCUUCACACUCUGGAAGAUCUCAAGAGCAUCGACCGUUUCCGCGAGCCCCCAACUCACGGUUUGAUGUGCGAUAUCCUAUGGGCCGAUCCACUGGAAGAGUUCGGUCAGGAGAAGACGAAUGACUUCUUCAUACAUAACCACGUCCGAGGCUGCUCCUACUUCUUUUCAUAUCCCGCUGCGUGCGCCUUCCUCGAGAAAAAUAAUUUGCUCUCGAUUAUCCGCGCUCACGAAGCGCAAGAUGCAGGUUACCGCAUGUACAGGAAAACGAGGACUACUGGUUUCCCCAGUGUCAUGACAAUUUUCAGCGCACCUAACUAUCUAGAUGUGUACAACAACAAGGCUGCAGUCUUGAAGUACGAGAACAAUGUUAUGAACAUUCGACAAUUCAACUGCACACCACACCCGUAUUGGCUGCCAAACUUCAUGGAUGUGUUUACGUGGUCGCUACCAUUCGUUGGCGAGAAAAUCACCGAUAUGCUUAUCGCGAUUCUCAACACAUGUUCCAAGGAGGAACUAGAAGAGGAGACGCCCAGCUCUCUCGCAUCUGGACCCGCAUCCCCGCCUCUCACCGCCAACAUGGAUCCAGAGUCCACCGAGUUCAAGCGCCGGGCGAUCAAGAACAAGAUCCUGGCUAUCGGCAGACUCUCCCGCGUAUUCCAAGUUCUGCGUGAAGAGUCUGAGCGUGUGACUGAGUUGAAGACAGCGUCGGGCGGCCGCCUUCCUGCAGGUACCCUCAUGCUCGGAGCUGAAGGCAUCAAGCAGGCCAUCCACAGCUUUGAAGAUGCUCGAAAAGUCGAUCUCCAGAACGAGCGACUGCCCCCAAGCCACGAAGAGGUACGAAAAUCUCAGGAAGCGAGCCGAGAGCAGGCUCUUGAGAAGGCGAGCAAGGAGGCUGAGAAUGAUGCUGGACUCGCAACGGUUGCGCGCAGAAUCAGCAUGUCAUCUGGCUCCGGACGCAGCAAGCGAAGCUAG